Molecule: messenger RNA, 1127 nt
Organism: Suricata suricatta (meerkat)
Lineage: Eukaryota; Metazoa; Chordata; Mammalia; Carnivora; Herpestidae
Exons: 2
Source: RefSeq, a predicted model, not a curated record
CCGGAAGUUUACCCGUUUCCAUGGCAACGGCUCCACGGGGGCCACAACCCGUUAGCUGUAGUUGGGAAGCUGGAAAGCACCUCGGAGGAGAGGGUAGCAGCGGAGGGCGGCCGCCGCCAGAGCGACUUGCGGGGAGUAGCAGUCGAAGACGGCGGCCGCCUCACUGGUCAUCGCGUUUGGAGGACAAACGACCGACACGGUCAACGCGGUGGCCAGUUAAGGGAAAGAGUUAGUGAAGACAGGGAAAGAAUCCGUGAAGGCGGCGGCCACCUCUGCAGGGGCUCUACGGGUAGCAUAAGUGAAUACAUCGGCUUCUCCCGCAGUGACUCGAGAAAGGUCAACGGAGACCUGGGCAAUGUCUCUUGGGAAAGACUUAGGGGAGAUGGCGGCCGCUGUCACAGCACCUCCUGGAAGAGAUUAAGAAGAGACCGCGGCUUCAGCAGCAGCGACGUAAAUUUAAGUGAAGUCGGCAGCCACCAAACUAGUGACUGUGAGGGACCCGUCCGAGAAGACCGCGGCCUCCGCUUCAGUGAUUCUUGGGAAGGAGUCAGAGAAGUCCCGGGCCCCCAAACCAGCGACUCCGGGGAGAGGGCCAGCGACUACCGCAGCCGCCGCCUCAGUGACUCUUUCGAGGAAGGGACUGUCGAUGGCGGUCACAGCCUCAGUAAUUCCUGGGAGGGAGUAAGUGACGAUCGCGGCUACGCGGCCAGCGACUCCUCUGCGGUGAGCGCCAGCAUAGACGCCAGCCGCUGCCUCAGUGGCUUCUGGGAGAGAGAAAGUAUAGACGAGGGUUCCAGCUGCGGGAGCUCCUGGGAGAGAACCAGGGAGGACGGCGGCCCUGGUCCGAGCGACGACGAAGGGGGUAGCCACUGCAGUGGCUCCUGGGUGACAGCAAGUGAAGAUCGCGGUAGCAGCAGGAGCUUGGACUCGAUUGCCUCCCGAGGCGCGCGGGAUCGCACCAUGCCUGGGGUGUCAGAUUCAGGCCCCUCCAUCUCCUCUAGGGAGACUGCAACCCCAUGAGGACAAAUAAAUACUGAGCAAUGACUAGUGUGAUGAAUAUUAUAAAGAAGAGUACAGUGUCUUUGGCUUCAGAAUGGGGUGAGGGUAGGUAUCAGAUUUUAAAGUGU